Messenger RNA from Callorhinchus milii (elephant shark), 2726 nucleotides. It is a transcript of the gene lins1, whose product is annotated as lines homolog 1. The coding region runs from base 224 to 2575 and encodes 783 amino acids. The record is from RefSeq and is a predicted model, not a curated record. The transcript has 7 exons. NCBI's taxonomy places the organism in Eukaryota, Metazoa, Chordata, Chondrichthyes, Chimaeriformes, Callorhinchidae.
UUAAAAGGGGACAAGAAGCCGCCAGAGGCCGAGGCCGGAGUUGGAGCUGAAGCUGAGCGGAAGCCCAGGACACGGUCUCGGGCUUUUGUUUCGACACCUGGACCUGAUUGAGGUAUUUUUUGUCGUCGUCGUCCACCACCACCACCACCACCCACCACAGAUUUGAAGAUUUUUCUUUGAACUGGGUCUUUGGGAAGUUGACCUGCCGCACCAGUACGUCGUGAUGGAAGAUUUCUUGGUAGUAUGUAAACAGCUCCACAGGCAGCUGUUGGCAGGAGAGAGACCCAGCAUCAGCAGUCAGGAUCUGGCAAAGUUUCUUAAUUUAGAUGUGUACAUGACAGACCUAUCAGAUCUAUCAACAGACUUUCAUUUAUCUACUGAUCAGAGAAACUGGAUUCAUGAUACUCAGCCCAGUACACCACCAUUCAUGCCACCGUUGCCUGAAGAUAGCCAUGGCAAGCAACCUCACGAACCUGCAGUGAGUGUGAAUGACAGUAAAAAUGAAAUUCUGCUGUUUCAAAUUACUUUAAUUCAGAUGAUAAACUCUAAAGUGAAUUCCCAGACAUUGGAAGAAGAUAUCAGGGAAACCUACACAAAAGCUAUAAGAAUUCUGUUGGAAGAUACAGAAAUUAUAUCUAAACUGAUUCUUCUGUUCAAACAUUCCAAUCAGCUGUUGUCUCACGUCGCUAUGAAAUGUGUUUCAUCACUAAUUAUUUUCCAGCUUUUUACAACAGAUUUAUCCAGUGAUAUCUGGUUUAAGACAUGCAUUCAGACUUUGUCAGAGGACCCUCGGAACACCCAAUCAGCAAAAUGUCUGGAAAUUGUUGCAGCUGUAUUGAAAGGUGUUUUAGAGGGAAAAUUUCCAAACAAGACAGUGAUUAUAAUGAAACUCCUUUCCCCACUGGAUGCAAUAUUUGAUGGUUUGAACACCUUCAUGUUUUCUUCAAAUUUUAUUGACUCCAGAAGAAACAAUGCUGCAGAAAGCAUUGGGAGUGACUUUGAUCCUACAAAUAAUCUGCUAGCCAUCAUAGAUGUACUUGAAGUUUUCAUUGCCAUCAGAAUCCAGCUGAAACUAGAUUGUUCUUGUCUGAGGACUUUAUACUUGCGGACCGCAUGCAUGUUGGACUUCAUCAAUUCCUCUGCUCAUUACUUUGUUAAAAAGAAGUUGCUUUUGGUGAUCAAACAGUGUAUUCUUUGCCAGUUUGGUGAAAACUUUGCCGAGAGGUCUUCAUGUGUGCUACCCCAGCAACACACAAAUUUUCAAAGUGACCUGUUGGCUGUAUCUAAUACCGUUUUGCAAGUUUUGGUAUCCAAUUGGUUGGAACAGGUUCCUGUCAGUCCCAAGGCCUGUUUGUUUGGUGGCAAUGAGAUACUUGGCGAUGAGGAUUCAAAUUGUGGGCCAGACCUGGUGAUGCUGAGGACUGUGAGUCUCAUUGUGGUGAAAGCUUUGGAAAUCAAAGUGCAGAACUGGUCAUUUGAAGGUGAAAAUAAAGAGGAUCUGAAUGUUCAGCUGCAGACUUGUAUACAUCAGCUGAUGAUGUUCAUAAGAACACACCUCAAGUCUCCUGCACAUUCCAAACGUCUCAUUCACUCUUGUGCCUGGGUGUCCCUGGUUUUCCUGGAGCAGGAUGAUGAUAUGGUAGAAGCAGCCAGGGCAUUAUUGAACAUCUAUAUACACUCUGUCAGAUUUUUUGAUGCCUACCAUGGCGAAAGGGGAGUCAACUCUCUUAAUGCACAUGAGAGUUGUUUCAAUCCACAUUGCAUUUUCCUGUUGCUUUUAAACAAUUUGACAUUUGAUCAUUGUGUGCUUCUUGACUUCCUGAUUUCCGCUGAGACCUGCUUUUUGGAGUACUUUGUCCGAUACCUAAGGCUUCUUCGAGAGGAAUGGCAAUGUUUCCUUUGCAUUUGCCGUCAAUUUGAUGAAGCUGAACUAAUUUGUCCAGCUGUAGCUAAUGAAGACAGUAAACAUAGUGAUGGAGAAAAACAAGAAAGAACUAUCGCUGGCACUGAAGGCAGUAAGGGAUAUCCAUGGGAACAUGUGCCACAGGCAGUUCUCAACCUCUCAGCAUGUCACAUUUUAACACCUGAGGAAGAACAAAGAAAGGACAAAGAUACUGCAGACAGUAGCAAAUGUGGAAUUUUGAUAAAUAGUAGUAAGUUCUGCCUGGGUGGCCAGUCUCAAGGUCUAGUAGAUUAUGCAAACUCUGAAGAUUCUGACUCUGAAUCAGUAGAAGUGCCGGAGUUUAAUAUUUACAGCCAGGAAGCCAAUCCAAUUAAUAAUAGUAAGAUAACUAAACUAGCUAGUGUCAAUACAAUAAAAGAUUCAGAAAAAAAUAAUUGUAAUCUUGAUACAAGAGAUCCUGGAAAUUUAAGUUUGGAUUAUUGUGAUGAAAAGGAUACAAAUAUGUGUGCAUCCUCGGGGACAGUGUUUAACAAAUCAGUUACAUGUUUGAUUGAAUUGAAGAAAACCAUUGCCAGGUUACAGGGAAGAAAUCUUUUUCCUUAUAAUGCAAUAGCAUUGCUAAGACUGCUGUUUCAAAUUGAAACACUUAGUGCCACUACACUACAUGAAUAAAUCUGAAUAAUUGUGUCAAUAGUGGAACUGUUGGCUCCAUAAUCAUAUGACUCACUAAAAGGAUCCCGUGUUAAUUUUUUCCCUCUUUGUUAAUGUGAGUUUUUACUUCUACUAAUAAUAUUUUAUUAAUAAUAAUGAUAAUAAUCCCUCA